Messenger RNA from Plenodomus lingam JN3, 1647 nucleotides. RefSeq lists its product as uncharacterized. The record is from RefSeq and is a predicted model, not a curated record. Gene Ontology annotation, cellular component: extracellular region. Lineage: Eukaryota; Fungi; Ascomycota; Dothideomycetes; Pleosporales; Leptosphaeriaceae.
AUGCCGUUACCGAGUAUCCAUCUUGCACUCAAUCUUCAUCAAACAGGUCAGCGCUAUCAGCCAUCAAAGCGCCACAGCAAAGAAUCGAGGUGGAAACCCGCUCGCAAUGUGCUCAUUACUGCUCAAUCAAGCUUGUUCCCAGCUGCCAAGAUGAGAUUUACAUUAGCAGCCCUCGUGCUCCCAAUUGCGGUCAAUGCUGCUCAUUACUCAUCCUCCGAGUAUGCAUCCGGUCAAGUUCAUCAAAAGUUGAUGAAGUUGAAAACUGAUCAAUGGGAGCAUGACGCAGCAGAAGGAAGACAAGAUUCUCGCCAAUGGCAGUCUUGGAAGAAUGCAAACAAGGGUGUUUGGAAAGGAGGAAAGGAUAAUCGCAUCAAGUGCAAAGAUGGCCUUGCUAUUGCGGAGGCGGGUAACGCGAACCAGACGUUCCGCUGCAACAACAUGGACUUAUACGACUUCGUGAACCAUGCGGACAUGGGUGGCCCAGAGGGACAGGGCUCUUCCUCAUGGGGAUGGACUGCUCGGAAUGGUCGUGAAUUUGGUAUCGUCGGCCAGUUCAGCGGCGCUGCCUUUGUUGAGAUCCUCAAGGAUGGUCAGAUUCAGUACAUGGGUCGUCUACCUGCCCAAAGUGUUGGCUCAAGAUGGCGCGAGAUCCGUGUCUUGAAUGACUAUGUCAUCAUUGGAUCUGAAGCUGUUGGCCAUAACGUUCAAAUCUUUGACAUGAAGAAGGUUUUGACUGUAGACCCGAAGAGUCCUAAGACCUUCAACCCCAAGACGGACCUCGUAGGUCUCUGGGAUCAACUUCCAAUUGGUCGUACUCACAACGUCGUUGUCGAUUGGGACACUGAAUCCAUUUUGGCCGUAGGCGCCCAGCCUCGUAACCAGACUUGCAAGGCUGGUCUUCAGUACAUUGAUCUGAAGAAUCCCUCCAAGCCUACAUCCCCAGGCUGUGCUAGCCAGGACGGCUACGUACAUGAUGCCCAAUGCGUCAUCUACAACGGCCCAGACCGAAGAUACCGUGGUCGCAACAUCUGCAUCGGCUACAAUGAAGACACGGUUACGGUCUACGACUCCACCAAGAAGGAUGGAAACCCAGCUUCCGAAGUGUUGUCUCGCCUUUCCUACCCCGGAGCGACCUACUGUCAUCAGGGUUGGUGGCUCGAGCGUAACUGGCACCAGUACGUCCUUCUGAACGAUGAGCUUGACGAGCAGGAGGCAGUUGGACCUGCCGCCUCUGGACGCCCCGUCACUCACAUCAUUGAUUUCACCGAUCUCCGCAACCCCAAGGCUACCGGAACCUUUUUCGCAACUGACCACAAGGCUAUUGACCAUAACCUUUACAUCGUCGAUGGACUGGCUUACCAAAGCAACUAUGGUGCAGGUAUCUGGGUCCAUGAUGUCCAUUCCGUCAGCAAGGACCCCUCCGGGAAGUCAGUCAAGGUGGAGGGUUUCUUCGACAUCUACCCUGAGGAUGACUCUGUUGGCGGAAUCGUGCAGUUUGUCGGCACAUGGUCUCAUUUCCUCUUUCCUUCAGGCUAUAUCCUGGUGAACACCAUCGAGCGUGGUGCAUUCACCAUAAAGCUUGCCAAGGGUCGCGGUGCAGGCAGAGGACCUGGCUUUGGAGGGAAGUCGAAGGGCCAGGGCAGAUAG